Molecule: messenger RNA, 2561 nt
Organism: Jaculus jaculus (lesser Egyptian jerboa)
Lineage: Eukaryota; Metazoa; Chordata; Mammalia; Rodentia; Dipodidae
Gene: Gramd2b
Product: GRAM domain containing 2B
Exons: 14
Coding region: 109-1449 (446 amino acids)
Source: RefSeq, a predicted model, not a curated record
CAAAGCAGCAACUGUGCAGAGGUGAAACACGCCAGUUUUCACUUGUUUGGGAGCUUUGGAAAUAAGCUUCUGAGCUGAUUUCUUGAGUUGGUGGUAGGCAAGUGAACAAUGGUGAAGAAAAGGCAUUCUUCCAGUGACACUGUGUUCCGGUUUGAGAUUCCCAGCAGCCCAAAGAAGACCAGUGCAGCCGCCCCACACAGCUCCACUGACAGCCCAGGCUCCGUGUUUCUCAGUUCAGAGGCUGAGAAUGGUGUGGAUGACAAAAAGAAGGCCAGCAGAUCACCAGCAACCCAGUCCCCUACCUCAUCGGUGGAGGCCGAGUCCCCAGACCAGAAGAGAAGUCUGGGCCUGUGGUCAAAAUCCAGUUUUGAUGGUACCACUUUAUCAGGUGAUAAGAAUGAGUAUAAAACAGAAAGCAAAAGUGACCCUAAGACUGAAAGGAAAAAAUCUUCAUCUUCCAGCCAGUACAAGGCAAACAUGCACUUUCACAAGUUGUUUCUUGAUGUCCCAACUGAAGAGCCACUGAGGCAAAGCUUUACCUGUGCUCUACAGAAAGAAAUACUCUACCAAGGAAAGCUCUUUGUGUCAGAAAACUGGAUUUGUUUUCAUUCCAAGGUCUUUGGAAAAGACACUAAGAUCUCUAUUCCAGCUUUCUCGGUCACCCUAAUAAAGAAAACCAAAACUGCUCUACUAGUGCCAAAUGCCCUGAUCAUAGCAACGGUCACAGAUAGGUAUAUAUUUGUCUCCUUACUCUCAAGAGAUUCAACAUACAAACUGCUAAAAUCUGUGUGUGGACACUUAGAAAAUACAAGUGUUGGUAACAGUCCCAACCCAUCCUCUGCUGAAAAUAGUUUCCGGGCAGACCGCCCUUCCUCUCUGCCUCUGGACUUUAAUGAUGAAUUCUCAGAUCUGGACGGAGUGGUCCGACAAAGAAGGCAAGCCAUGGAAGGAUACAGCAGCUCUGGUUCCCAGACUCCAGAAUCAGAGAACUCCCGAGACUUCCAUGUGACAGAAUCCCAGACAGUUCUGAAUGUCCCCAAGGGAGAAGCAAAACCUCCUCGGGCAGAUACCCAUGGAAACAGAGUGCCUGAGGGAAAAGCCAAGGGCCUACCUGCCCUCGGUCAAUCAGAAAGUAUUGGAAUCUUGCAUAAAGUCAGGUCUCAGAAAUGUCUGACCCUUCACCAUAUUCUUAUAUUCUAUGCAAUUAUAGUGUGUGCACUGAUCAUGUCGACCUUCUACAUGAGACACAGAAUUAAUACUCUGGAGGAGCAGCUGGGGUCACUGACAUCCUUUGUGGAUGCCCACAGUACUGAACAGACAGAACCAUCUGGUCUGGGAUCACAAGUACAAUUAAAUGUGGAGGUCCUGUGCCAAGAGCUUACAGCUAACAUAGUGAAAUUAGAAAAGAUACAAAACAACUUACAAAAGCUGCUUGACAAUGGCGACUGAGCGCCCUGCAGAGGGCAGCGGGCAACGCCACACCUCGUGUCCCCGAAGCAGGCGACGGCGCUCUGCGGGGCCGUGGCGCCCUGCCGGCCAGCGUGUUUGCGGUUGGCGGUCUCCAGCUCAGGAAAAGGAAAGGAAAUGGUUUUGCUGCUCGUGCAAUAAAAGUUGACCUGGUCUCCCUGAAGAAAUUUUUGCUGCUGCUACUGCUGUCUGAGGAAAGAGACCCAUCUCGGGAGGUCUGUGCAAGGCCCUGGAGACACCCUGUCUCAUGAUUGUGUCAGUAAACACUCCAUGCUCUUCAGUCUUCUCCACAGCCACUUACCGCCUCACAUCCAUCUUGGCCACCUUCAGACUAAGGGGUACAUCAUAUGCCAAUAAACUCAAGUGGUCCAUUAAAGAUUUACCCAUGAGCCUCCAGAAAGGUAGUAAAUGUCCCUGAAUAGUGUUACUUCAAACAAGUAACACCUAUAUUGGGGGGGGGGGGUCCUCCGUUUUGGCCUUCUGCUGUUAUGUUUAGAUUUGUGCCAUCUAUGUAUCUUAAUUUCCCCAUUUGAUUUUGGGAGAAUUCCAGGUAAAGCGAAUUGAACUAUUUAAUUGAAUAGAUUCUCACCCACCUCAAGAAUGGAUGAGUCAUGAAACUGAAAUACUAGAUUCAACUCACUCUGAAACCAAAACUAAUCUUUAAGCCAAAAGUUAUGGUACUGAUUUAAUACAAGAUGAAAAACACUGAAUCUUUAAGGUUGCAGGUGGACUGCAUUAAUAGUUUUCAAACAGGAUAUCUGUACUGGAUGCUAAAACUUAUUUCAGCAUGAUAAUUUUAUGUCUUUCUCCCUUGCUGACUAAAAUAAAGAAAUAACUGGUGGUUUGCUAACUAUUUACAGUAUAGGUUGGCGGGAUUUUAUUAAUAAUUACUUAGGGUACCAUAAGAUCUAUAAGUAUAAAAUGUUUCUAUCUGCAAUGCAUUUUAUAAUCAUUUCUAUGAAAUGUAUUUUGUUUAAUCAGAUGAGAUAAUAAGUGAAUUGGUUACACCAUUUGUAUUUGUUAACCUACUGGUAACAACUGUGCCUGGUGCACCACUGGCUUUUAAUAAAUACUUGGUUACAAUGCUCUGCUAA